AUGGUGUUACAAAGAUGUUUUACCUUAUUUUCUAAAACAGAAAGAUUUCGCUGGACCGAUCCUAAUUCUCCCGUUGAUAUUGACUAUCAUAAUUUUAAUUCUACAGGAUUAUUAUCAGUAGAACAACCGAUGCCUAGAUCAGCACACAGCAAGAUAUUUCUAAAAGCAAAUGAAGAAAUGGGCUAUAUAAACCGAGAUGUAAAUGGUAGAGGACAAAUUGGCGUCAGCAGUUUUCAGAUAAAUACUUACAAAGGAAGGCGUCAAGAUGGAGGUACAGCGUUUAUUAAACCAUUUCGAUACAGACACAAUUUAAGGGUGUUAACGCAAAGCUAUGUCACUAAGAUUAUUAUUAAUAAUAAAACAGCAACAGGAGUAUUAUAUCUGCGCAAUGGAGUACUAUACAAAGCCAGAGCAAAAAGAGAGGUUAUAGUAAGUGCUGGUGCAAUCAACAGUCCUCAGAUUCUUAUGCUAUCAGGAAUUGGACCAAGACAACAUUUACAGGCACAUAAAAUACCAGUAGUUAAAGAUUUGGAAGUUGGCAGCAACUAUUUGGAUCACAUACAAGCUUAUGGCCUAACAUUUUCCAGCAAUCUAUCAGAACCUAUAAGUACAAUCAGAGAAGCUAUUGCAGAGUAUUUAAAAAACGGUACCGGUUAUCUAUCUUCUGCUGUACCAUCUUCAGUCCUAGGAUUUUAUCAAACCAAGCUAGAACCUAUUAAAGAUUAUCCAGAUGUAGAACUAGGUCUGUCAGAUACGAAUCUGACACUUGAUGCAAAGUUCAGUUUUAUGAAGUGGCGACCAGAGGUAUCUGCUGCUAUGAGUGGUGUUAACGCGGACAGCUCUUUUCAAAUUUCCGUCGCUCCCUUGCAUACCAAAUCGGUGGGUACUAUCCGACUGAAUAGUGAUAAUCCUCUAGAAUAUCCUGCUAUAAAUCCAAACAUUUUAUCCGAUCCCGAAGGGCAUGAUUUAGAGAGUAUAUAUUUGGGAAUACAAUUAGUAUUUAAUGUAACCCAACAGGAACCAUUUAAAAAAAUUAAUGCUACUUUGCAAUUGAAACCAGUUCCUCAAUGUAAAAACUAUACAUUUCUGAGUAGGGAAUACUGGCGAUGUGCAAGUAAAUACGUCGUUGCCAACAAUAAUCAUUCUGUAGGUACUUGUAAAAUGGGUCCCAAUCCAAAAGCGGGAGACGUAGUUGAUAAUAAUUUAAGGGUACAUGGAAUUAGACGUUUACGAGUUGCUGAUGCAAGUGUAAUACCUCUUUCUACCUCAGGACAUAUUAACGCCAUAUGUUUUAUGGUUGCUGAGAAGGGAGCUGAUCUCAUUAAAUCCACUUAUAAAAGACGGUAA
Molecule: messenger RNA, 1347 nt
Organism: Diabrotica balteata
Lineage: Eukaryota; Metazoa; Arthropoda; Insecta; Coleoptera; Chrysomelidae
Source: the annotation of a GenBank genome assembly